GAAAGAUGUUGGAACAAUUGAUUAAUUGAUAGUAAACAGUAAUCCACAUCAUUUUUGUUGGACAGUUGCAUGUUAGUCUGAAAAGUAACCAAAGAAUAACUUCGCGACAUCGAAGAUACGUCAGAAAUAAAGGUUGAACUCGUGCUUUUUUUUCUCUAUUUUUAUGUGAAAUAUUUAAGAAGUUGGCUUUAAUUAUUAAUGUGUUGGAUGAAUUGCUGUUCAGCUUGAAAAUUUCGGCUAAUAUUUUGCAUUUAAUGUAUGUAAUCAGUACAUGACACCAUCAUAAUAAAAGAUGAAGCUCAUGGUAAUGGACGAUCAGCAUAAAAUAAAAUGGACUUUAUACGUUGCUCUAACAUCUCUGUUUUUAUUUAUAACUGUAUCUGAAGUAAGGCAUUUUACAUCUUUAAGAACAAUAUUCAUAUCUGAAACUCAUCUACCUUUACAAAAAUAUGUCAUUGUUUUUGAUGGUGGCAGCACUGGUACUAGAAUUCACGUAUUUUCAUUUGCGACAAGUUUAAGUGGCCAUUUGACACUUAAGAGUGAAUAUUUUGAAGAAGUUAAGCCAGGUCUCUCUGGAUAUGUUAACAAUCCUCAUGAAGCAGCCAAUAGUGUUAUUCAACUGUUAGAAAAAGCAAAAACAUUAGUUCCUCUGGAUAAAUGGUCCGAAACUCCCGUAGCACUAAAAGCAACUGCUGGUCUUCGUCUCUUACCUGAUACUGUGUCAAACUCUCUUUUAGAAGAGGUUUAUAAAGCUUUUGACAAUUCUCCAUUCCAUUCUAGUGAUGAUUGUGUGACAAUAUUGUCUGGAGAAGAUGAAGGUCUAUAUGCAUGGUACACAUUGAAUUUCCUUUUAGGUAGACUAAAUGACGCAAAUCAUUCAGUUGCAUCGCUAGAUUUAGGAGGAGGCUCAACUCAAAUCACUUUUUCGCCUGCUACACUCGACACUUUGAUCUUUAGUCCCAAAGAUUAUAUUCUUUUACCUCAAGUACAAAAUAGAACUACGACUAUAUACACUCACAGCUAUUUAGGCUUAGGACUCAUGUCAGCCAGGCAUUCUAUUUUACAGUUUUCCACAGACCGUUCAGUCCCUCUUGAAAAUAAUGGAACGGUAACAUUUUCAAGCUCUUGUAUUCAUCCUCAUGAUAAAACAGUUUGGAAACAUGACUUGAAGGAAUAUAUAGUCAUGGGUAGAAAAAGUGGAAAGUAUGGCUUUAAAAAUUGCUAUUAUAAAGCAGUUGAGUUCCUGGGAAAUGCAGUUCAUAGACCAGAAGAACUUAUGAAACGAGAAAUAUAUGUGCUUUCGUAUUAUUUUGAUCGUGCCUUUGAUUUGGGCAUUAUUGGUAAAGAGGGAGGCAUUCGAACUGUUGAUGAAUUCGUAAAUUCUUGUAAGCAUUCUUGUUCCUCUAAACAGCCUAAAGAGAUAUUUUUGUGCCUUGAUUGUACGUACAUUACUGCUCUCAUGAAACAUGGACUGGGACUGGAUGGAAAAAAAGAAUUACGAUUUGCUAAACAGAUUGAUGGCAUUGAAACAAGUUGGGGCUUAGGUGCUGCUUUUAAUAUGUUAAGGUAGAAAUGUUCUUGCAUUUAUUUACACUUUCAUCCUAAUAAAUUUACAUUAAUGGAAGUUUCAAUAAGAAAACUCUCCUUAUAGCUUCUCUCUGUGAUAUGUAUUUUCAAGAACUCAUAUUUUUAUUUAUUCAUGGAACAUUUAGUAUUAUACACGGAGUGACUUUUUUUUUUAUUAUUUAAACCUGUUAGCUGUGUCACAAUAAAUUAUUUUUUAAUCA
Molecule: messenger RNA, 1787 nt
Organism: Parasteatoda tepidariorum (common house spider)
Lineage: Eukaryota; Metazoa; Arthropoda; Arachnida; Araneae; Theridiidae
Source: RefSeq, a predicted model, not a curated record